ACACACACACACACACACACACACACACACACACACACACACACUAGGUAAAUACAACUAGGUAAACACACACACACACACACACACACACACACACACACACACACACUAGGUAAAUACAACUAGGUAAACACACACACACACACACACACACACACACACACACACACACACACACACUAGGUAAAUACAACUAGGUAAACACACACACACACACACACACACACACACAAGGCUGUUGAGCAUACCUUCCCUGCCCCUUGCUGUCUGUGGCAUGUGAACUCUGGAAGCUGCAAUGACCGCUUUUUGUCCGGGUCCCCUGAGUGCGGCCUCCAGGCGGCCUUGGGUUCCCUGCGUCGCGGCGGUGAUGUAACAGCGGGCCCUAUGCGCGGCGCGGCGUGCUAGGCCUGGCUGGGCCCACGCUGAGCAGGGCUGAGGGAGGCGUACCAACCAACACACUGACAUCUCAAUUACCGACGAGAGAGAGAGAGAGAGAGAGAGAGAGAGAGAGUAUACACAUCCUUGGCGUCGGGUGUCAGGCUAGCCAUAACAUUUAAUUCGGUGGUGGCAGCUGCAGGGACCAUGUUUCUUAAUGGUCCCUCCAAGCGAGAAAAAUGAGAAAAAAAUCAUCCCUCACACAAACCAUUUCAUAAUAUAUAUCAAAGCAUUUGUGAUCAGUUUAUGCAUCAUCUAUUUUUGGGGGGUUUAUAUCAUGGCACAAAUUUGACCCAUCGCUGCUACACGGUAAAGCCACAAAUUUGGCCCGUCGCUGCUACCGGGUUCAGAAUCGUCCUCGCUUGAGAUAGUUCAUUUCUGUUUACCUGGACGGAACACUGAUGUCUCUUCUCUCGGGAAAUAACAAAACGCGUGAAGAGCUGCGUUCGUUCCUGUGACAAGAAGCAAGGCGGGUCAAGUUAUGCUCCUGAAAGAGGCGACUUAGCUGCCCGCGCGCCGCCCUGGUACUCAUCCACCGUUCCUCCUGUGUUUAGUGGGACACAGCCUAACACUCAAGGAAAAAGGAUACGCAGACCUCAACGAGAGUAUUCUCCAGAACGCCCCGUGGUCAGUUUCGAAGCUGUGCAGCCGAGGGUCUUCUGUCUGGGGACCAUACACCCGUGGAGAGAUUGAAAUGAUCUUGCCAGUUGUCAGUCGGGGGUUGAGGACCUUAUUCUUAACCCGUCCGCUGCAAUUGGUACGGAUUUGGCUUUCACUGGUAGCCUGGUAACAUACACUCCCAGGUCUUUCUCUGCCUCUGUGGUGGAUAGUGGAGUGUUUCCCAUGUGGUAUUGGUGUGCUGGAUAUCCCUUCACUGGUAGCCUGGUAACACACACUCCCAGGUCUUUCUCUGCCUCUGUGGUGGAUAGUGGAGUGUUUCCCAUGUGGUAUUGGUGUGUUGGAUAUCCCUUCACUGGUAGCCUGGUAACAUACACUCCCAGGUCUUUCUCUGCCUCUGUGGUGGAUAGUGGAGUGUUUCCCAUGUGGUAUUGGUGUGCUGGAUAUCCCUUCACUGGUAGCCUGGUAACAUACACUCCCAGGUCUUUCUCUGCCUCUGUGGUGGAUAGUGGAGUGUUUCCCAUGUGGUAUUGGUGUGCUGGAUAUCCCUUCACUGGUAGCCUGGUAACAUACACUCCCAGGUCUUUCUCUGCCUCUGUGGUGGAUAGUGGAGUGUUUCCCAUGUGGUAUUGGUGUGCUGGAUAUCCCUUCACUGGUAGCCUGGUAACAUACACUCCCAGGUCUUUCUCUGCCUCUGUGGUGGAUAGUGGAGUGUUUCCCAUGUGGUAUUGGUGUGCUGGAUAUCCCUUCACUGGUAGCCUGGUAACAUACACUCCCAGGUCCUUCUCUGCCUCUGUGGUGGAUAGUGGAGUGUUUCCCAUGUGGUAUUGGUGUGCUGGAUAUCCCUUCACUGGUAGCCUGGUAACAUACACUCCCAGGUCCUUCUCUGCCUCUGUGGUGGAUAGUGGAGUGUUUCCCAUGUGGUAUUGGUGUGCUGGAUAUCCCUUCACUGGUAGCCUGGUAACAUACACUCCCAGGUCUUUCUCUGCCUCUGUGGUGGAUAGUGGAGUGUUUCCCAUGUGGUAUUGGUGUGCUGGAUAUCCCUUCACUGGUAGCCUGGUAACAUACACUCCCAGGUCUUUCUCUGCCUCUGUGGUGGAUAGUGGAGUGUUUCCCAUGUGGUAUUGGUGUGCUGGAUAUCCCUUCACUGGUAGCCUGGUAACAUACACUCCCAGGUCUUUCUCUGCCUCUGUGGUGGAUAGUGGAGUGUUUCCCAUGUGGUAUUGGUGUGCUGGAUAUCCCUUCACUGGUAGCCUGGUAACAUACACUCCCAGGUCUUUCUCUGCCUCUGUGGUGGAUAGUGGAGUGUUUCCCAUGUGGUAUUGGUAUGCUGGAUAUCCUCUCCCAUGAUGCAGGACUUUACAUUUUUCCUCAUUGAAUUGUAGCAGCCACUUUUUGUUCCAUUUCUGUAGCUUGGUGAGGUCUUCUUGUAGGAAAUCCGCGGUCAAAGGGUUAAGGACAAGCCACUUAGUCUGGACCAUGGCGUCUGUGUGGCAGGGCUGGGCUGGGGGAUGGGGGGUGGGGGGGGAGCUGGGAGGAGAAAUGGUUAGGUAAGGGGAAGUUAGAGGUAGAGGUAGAGGUGAGAACAUAAGAACAUAAGAACAUUCCUGUAAAAGGGGUUGGCUACUGUUCCUGGUAAGGUUGGGCGGCCUGUAAAGCACUCCAAUGACAAGCUUCUCCUUCCUACUUAUUAAAGAGGAGGUGGAAGAAGAGGAUAGUGGAUAAGGAAAGGAGUGGAAGAGAAGUGACGUGGUGAGGGUGUGUUGGUGGUGGAGAUGGUGGUGGUGCGUUAAUAUGUCGCAACGACCUUCAUGAAGCAAGGGGUCACGGAGGGUGGGUGGGGUGAGGGGGGUAUAAGUCUUGCCCGGGAAGGCGUUUGGGGGUUGUCGGCACUGUUACAGCCUCCCUGGUGGUCCCGAGGCCGUGUGGGGGGGCUUCGUGGUGCAGUGGUUAGCACACUCCGCUCACAACCGAGAGAGCCUGGGUUCGAUUCCCGGGCGGAGUGGAAAAAUAUGGGCGGCUUUUCCGAUACCCUACGCCCCUGUCCACCCAGCAGUGUACCAGGUAUUAAUCGGGGGUUGUGUCCCGUCUCCUGGGGUCUGUUCCCUUCUCCUAUAAUUCCUUCCCCUUCUGUCUCUCUCCGGCAUAUGACCACAGAUGUUGCGCCGACUAAACCAAACUUUCCAACUGUUCCCUUCUCCUAUAAUUCCUUCCCCUUCUGUCCCUCUCCGGCAUAUGACCACAGAUGUUGCGCCGACUAAACCAAACUUUCCAACUGUUCCCUUCUCCUAUAAUUCCUUCCCCUUCUGUCUCUCUCCAGCAUAUGACCACAGAUGUUGCGCCCACUAAACCAAACUUUCCAACUGUUCCCUUCUCCUAUAAUUCCUUCCCCUUCUGUCUCUCUCCGGCAUAUGACCACAGAUGUUGCGCCCACUAAACCAAACUUUCCAACUGUUCCCUUCUGUCUCUCUCCAGCAUAUGACCACAGAUGUUGCACCAACUAAACGAAAC
Messenger RNA from Eriocheir sinensis (Chinese mitten crab), 3564 nucleotides. RefSeq lists its product as uncharacterized. NCBI's taxonomy places the organism in Eukaryota, Metazoa, Arthropoda, Malacostraca, Decapoda, Varunidae. The transcript is spliced from 4 exons. The record is from RefSeq and is a predicted model, not a curated record. Bases 1279 to 2403 code for a protein of 374 amino acids.